This is a messenger RNA of Patella vulgata (common limpet), 2946 nucleotides long. RefSeq names its product multiple epidermal growth factor-like domains protein 10. Gene Ontology annotation, molecular function: scavenger receptor activity. The transcript has 6 exons. NCBI's taxonomy places the organism in Eukaryota, Metazoa, Mollusca, Gastropoda, Patellidae. The record is from RefSeq and is a predicted model, not a curated record. The coding region runs from base 32 to 1615 and encodes 527 amino acids.
UUCUUAUUUAAAACUAGUGAUAUUAGGUAAAAUGUCUUGGCUAGGUAGUAGAUGUUUAAGUGGGAUAUAUUUAUUAUUUUAUCUAUACUAUAUGACAGGUAGAUAUGGUUGUUAUUGUCAAGAGGAAUGUAAUAAGGGGUGCACGGAUACCGGAUGUAAUAAUACGACAGGUGUCUGUACAGAAUGUAUACCGGGUUUAUUUGGUACAAACUGUACAAAGGAUUGCAAUAAUUGCAUAGGCGACUGUGACAAAAUCAACGGAUAUUGUGCUAAAUGUAAAGAAGGUUUUCAUGGUAAUAACUGUCAAGAUAAUUGUAGCAGUGGAUGCACUAACAGUGUUUGUAGUAAACCUACUGGCGAUUGUACGGAUGGAUGUAAAGAUGGAAGAUUUGGUUCAGACUGUAUGAAAAUAUGUGAUAUUACUAACUGUCUAAAUAACUGUAGCAUAACUACAGGUCACUGUACGGAAUGCAAAUCUGGUUGGUUUGGUACAAACUGUAAAUCAAAUUGCCCAGGAACCUGUAAAAGCGAGUGCCGCCAAGCGAAUGGUAGAUGCAACGUUUGCAAAACUGGAUUGUUUGGUGAUGGUUGCACUGAACAAUGUCCUGUCAACUGUACAGAUACCUGUCAAAGGUCUGAUGGCAAAUGUUAUGGGUGUAAACCUGAUACAGUUGGGUCUCACUGUAACGGUACGUGUAGACCUGAAUGUGUACCUAUGAUCGGAACGCCAUUGGGAACUUGUGAUAGAGAUGGCGUAUGUACUAAAUGUAUUGAAGGUAAAUAUGGUACUUUAUGCGAGAUAAACUGCAGUGUCAACUGUGUUGCCGGAUGUGCGAGAUCUGGUGGUCGGUGUGGUAGUUGUAUUAAAGGUAAAAGUGGAGAUAUGUGUAAUGACGACUGCAAUGAUAACUGUACUAUAUGUCAACAAGCUGACCCCAAUGAUUGUUCUGCAUGUAUUGAUACAAGGUGGGGAACAUCAUGUAAUACACCAUGUAGUUAUAACUGUAAUGGUAGUUUAUGUCAUCACGUGACCGGACUUUGUUUGUAUGGUUGUAAAGCGGGAAAGACUAGAGCCAAUUGUACAGAAGAUUGUCCUGCAGGUCUGUAUGGUAUGGGUUGUAAGAAUAAAUGCGGUAACUGUGCUAACAAUACACCAUGUGAUGUUGUUACUGGAGAAUGUGGAACAGUUGGAUGUUUGCCAGAUUUUACAGGAACAACAUGUCAACAACUAGCUGAAGACCUAAGCAGUGCUGCGAGUGGUAUUAUUGGUGCUGUGGUUGGAAUAAUAUUUACCAGCGUUUUUUGUAUCGUGGGAUUUGUUUUCUAUAGUAAAAGAAAACUUCAUCCUAAACUGCAGUCUUCAAGUGUAGCAAAGACAUCAACUACCAACGGAGAGUCUUAUGCCAAGUUGAAGAAAUUACCAGUUAAUAAAGAAGGCGCGUACGAAAACUUACAAACAUCGACGAUUACCAUGAACGAACAACGUGUUACGUAUGAAAACAUAGAUACAACGGUUCUUUCCAAAAAUGAUGUAAACGAUACCUAUGUAAAUUUAGAUACAAAAACAGAUUCUCAGGCUGAGUCAAAUACAUACGAAAAUUUUGGACCUAAGUAAACACCUCAACAUUAAUAUGAUAACAGACAUAGCUAUUCUAUUUAUCAAUAAAUGAUAUGGAUGCAGACCACCAAGUUUCUCUCCUUUUGCACGGCCAGUUUUGUUCUCCUGUUUUGGUUUAAAAACUAUGAGGAGGAUUUGAAUUGAUCAUGUGGCUAAGAGAUUGUAGGAUAAUAGGUAAUUUAGUCCGAAGUAAAUUUUGAUACAAAGUUGGAGCCGGGAAAAGAGAUCGGAACCAAUAUGGAGAUUAUUGGCGGUCUACAUCCGUAUAAGUAGAUUAAUCGACUUUUGUCUCCCUUCUAUUAGAGCUUUUAACGUGCAGGUCGGUUGCACUUGAUGGAUAAUUUUCCGAGUAUAGCCGUUGACUGAAAAUUGGCUCCUCAGAAAAGGACCUAACAAUUAUUUUUUUUUUUUCUAAGCAAUAUUUUUAUUCAGAUUUGUAUCUGAAUAGAGAAAGGGAACAGGCAUAGCCUAUAUUAAACCCCUCUCCCUAAGAUUCCCUAAAAAACGUUUAGAAUUAUAUAGUUUAGGUCAUUAAUCGUUAUUGAUAACAAUUUUAAUUGAAGUUUGUCUUAAUUUGUGGUAAAAAUAAGGAGCAAUUAUUUUAUGUAUAUACAAAAAAAAUCUUAAACUCAUGUGGUUAUUGAACAUACAAGUAAACAUUGACAGGUCAGAAUAAAAUGGGUUUUGGGUUGUUUUUUUUUUUAAUUUUUUUUUAAUUAUUCAUAUUAAAAUUUUAAAGUGCCCCUGAACAUCUUAUAUGAAAGGGCGCACUAUAAAUAUGCUGUAAUAAUAAUAAUAAUAGUAAUAAUAAUAAUAAUAAUUAACAUUAGUGUUACUUUGCUCUUAUUUUUUGAAAAUUUUUUCACAAGUUGUUUUCCUUUAUUUUGUUAAUGUAGAAUGGUAAUGAACUGCUCUUUUCAUUUUCUUUGUUUUAUUUGUUUCGUUUGAAUUUGAUUUAUCUGUUUAGUUUUUUGAUUGUUUAAUUUUUGUUAAUGAAGUUGAUUCUUUUAAACUUCGUUUUUUAUUUUUGAACUCUACUUGGUGUAGGUGUUCAUCAGGUAAUACCUCGACUGAGUUCAAUAUAGAGAUUAGCCGGUCGAUUUGUUGGAUAUAAACCUUUGAAUAAUAGCGCCUAACAGGCAGCUGUGUUUAAUUAUGUUCUCCUGAUUUUGAUUGUUUCUGUGUGUUUGAAGUAUAUGUUUGUGAUAUGCGCUUAGAAACACUUCACGUGUAAUGAAGCGCUAUAUAAAUCGAACAAUAAUAAUAAUAAUAAUAAUAUAGACGUGUCUAGUUUAUUGAAUUCACGCAUGAAUAAAGUGUAAAACGUC